AAACUUGAUUGCCAACAGAGAGUGUGGAUCGGCCUUAUCAAAUUUCCUUUUGGCGAACUUCACUCCGGCUUCCAGAUAUUGUGCAGCUCGCCGCCACCUAUUUAGCUGCUGGCCAGAUUGCUGAUAGUGUGCCUCCUCGUUUAAAGACGAUCUCUGCUCACUUUCAUCAGGAUGGUAACCAAGCUUUAAAUACCUGCGGCCAAAACUAAGAAAUCUGUUCAGAUAUUGAGGUGCAGCGAGAUAGUGUUGAUCUUCCUCAGGUUUAUGACUGGGCCUGAAGUACAUAUGACACAGAUGGAGUAAGUGAUGGAAGUCUUUCGGUCUUGAAUUGAUUUUGGAUAGAAACGCAAAGCUGCUUCAACGUACUUCACGAUGCCAUCUGUAACUGGUGGAGCCGUAGUGUUUUUAUCUGUAACUAGCUCAUACAACUUCCUCACAAUAAAGAAUGGAAUUUGAUUUUCUAGGAGAAAUAAGUCAUGAUUAACAAAUUUAAAAAACCACUGGCCGACCUGAAUGUUGCACUGUUCAAGUUCAGUUCCUUCAUCAGCUCGUGGAACUUUCCUCUAUGCUUGGCCCUACGUUGCUGGUGCCUAUAAAAGAGGGGCGUGUUCUCCAUCUUCGCUGAUCAGACUAAUCAGCUCCGAGUCUGAUACUCGUGCAUCGUUGUGGCCCAAAAAUGAGACCAUACCAAUGUGUCCUCCAUGACUCCAUCCUCGGUUUUGAACCGUCGUGAAAUACGAUCCUGUGAUUCAGGUCCCCGAUCUCUCGUGCACCCGAACCGCCUCUGCCGACCCACGAGCCCAUGACCCAGACAGCCAGGCACCCAUCCGUCUCCACGACCGGCACCGUCACCCCGUCCGUCCACCACCACCUCCUGCCACACUCCAUCCCGCACCCCACCCUCACCGCCGCCGCCGCUGGCCCCACCCCCACCCCCACACCCGCUCCGCUCCCGCUCACCGAUGUCCACCCCUUCCGCACCGCCGCCCUGCCCGCACCUCGCCGCGCACCGCCUCUCCUCGCGCCCGCUGCGCUUCGUCCGCCGCUGCCUCCGCGUGCGCCCGCUCGGCCGCCCCGAGAUCCGGCGGGACCCGCGAGAGCUCCCGCGCUGCUCGCCCUGCGCCGCAGCGUCCCCGUCCCCGUCCCCCCGCCUCUACGCCUGCCUCUCCUGCGCCGCCGUCUUCUGCCCCUCCCACGCCGCCUCGCACGCCUCCGCCUCCGCGGGCCCCGGCCACCAGAUCGCCGUCGACGUCGACCGCGCCGAGCUCUUCUGCGCCGCCUGCGGGGACCAGGUCUACGAUCCCGAUUUCGACCACGCCGUCUUCCUCGCCCAAUCCUCCUCGCUCCUCCCCUCCACCUCCUCCGCCUCGCCCUCCCCGGCCCCACGCAAGCGCCGGCGCGUGGAUUACCGCGCAUGGGCGCCAGAUCCGGCCGAAUUCGCGCUCAUGAGCUCCGCGGACCCCACCACCUCCUCGUCCGCCGCCGCGCCGGCGGGGCUGCGCGGGCUCAACAACCUCGGCAACACCUGCUUCAUGAACUCCGUGCUCCAGGCGCUCCUCCACGCGCCCCCGCUCCGGAACUACUUCCUCGGCGAUCGGCACAACCGGUUCCUCUGCCCGCGCCGAACGCCCGUCAGACACCGUGCCGCGGAGGCCGACGCCGCCAAGGUCGCGUGCCUCGCGUGCGAUCUCGAUGAGAUCUACUCCGCGGCAUUCUCCGGGGAGCGCAUGCCAUACAGCCCCGCCAAGUUUCUAUAUAGUUGGUGGCAGCAUGCAUCAAACCUCGCAAGCUACGAGCAACAGGAUGCACAUGAAUUUUUUAUCUCCAUCCUUGACCAUAUCCAUGAAAAUAUAAAGGAUGAUCAGCACAAGUCACAUGUCCAAGGGCAUGGGGACUGUUGCAUUGCCCAUAGAGUGUUUUCUGGAAUCCUGAGGUCAGAUGUCACCUGCACAAGCUGUGGGUUCACAUCGACAACUUUCGAGCCCUGUAUGGACAUUUCCUUGGACUUGGAUGUUGGAGAUAACAGUCCUUUUGGUGUUGCAAACACAAAGCCACAUGCGCGCAAUGGGGAACGGGGCUUGGCUGGCAUGAAUUCCAAGGUAUCAACUCUAAUGAGAUGUUUGGAGCGGUUUACAAGGGCUGAGAGACUUGAUGCUGAGCAAAAGUUCUUCUGUGAACGCUGCGAUGAGAGGCAAGAAUCCCUGAAGCAAAUGUCCAUUCGCAGGCUUCCAUUAGUUUCCUGCUUUCACAUAAAGAGAUUUGAGCACUCGGCAGUCAAAAAGGUGUCAAGGAAAGUCGAUCACUGUUUGCAGUUCCCCUUUUCCCUUGACAUGGCACCUUACCUAUCAUCAUCUAUUCUCAGAAGUAGAUAUGGAAACCGCAUAUUUCCAGCAGAAGCUAGUGAUGCAGAUGCAGUUUCAGAAUUGUCAUCAGAAUUCGAGAUAUUCGCAGUGAUCACACAUAGUGGUAAACUGGAAGCUGGCCAUUAUGUGACAUAUCUGAGGUUAAACAACCACUGGUAUAAAUGUGAUGAUGCCUGGGUAACGAGAGUUGAGGAACAUACUGUCAGAACUUCUCAGGCAUACAUGCUCUUUUAUGUGCAGAAGACACUCUAUUACAAAGCUUGUGAAAGAGCAGCUGCAGUCUGAUCUGAAGCAAACAUUGAUGACACUACUCCACAACGUCAGGAAAAAGUUGCCAUCGAAUCAGAUACACAUUUAGUUGGUCAAGAGGAAAAAGUCAUGGUAUUAGUUAAAAAAAUGCAUGGUAUUUUGAUAGCACAGCCAUCGAGACAGAUGGUGGUCAAAGUUUCGUUCUCAUUGAGCAAUAGUUCCAGGCAGAGGGAACCUUUUUUUGGCGAUUUUCUUUACAGCCAGUUGCCCAAAGGGAAGAUGGCCGAAUUUUAUGUGUUGUAUUAUCAUAUAAUCCUGAUUGAUGGAUUUCUUGUGGUGGCUACCACAAAACUGUAAGGGCGCCAUUAUUUGAUACCAUUGAUGGUGAGGAUGCUCAAACCAAUUGUGCUGGUAGGAUUGAGCAAGGAGAGGAGUGGAAACUGUAGAAACGAAAUGAAAAGGGAACCGAAUUUUUGAUGCGUUCCUUUCAGUAAUUGCAUGCUCGCUCUACUGAUAUAUGUUCUCGUUCUGGUACC
Messenger RNA from Panicum hallii, 3148 nucleotides. Its product is annotated as ubiquitin carboxyl-terminal hydrolase 22. Gene Ontology annotation, biological process: protein deubiquitination. The record is from RefSeq and is a predicted model, not a curated record. The transcript has 3 exons. The coding region runs from base 963 to 2648 and encodes 561 amino acids. Gene Ontology annotation, molecular function: cysteine-type deubiquitinase activity; zinc ion binding. Lineage: Eukaryota; Viridiplantae; Streptophyta; Magnoliopsida; Poales; Poaceae.